AUGUGCACGAAUUGUGUAUGGGAGAUGGCUAAGGUCCGACACCUCACCAUCUUCCUUUCCACGUUCGCACUCGCUCUUCUUUAUAUCACCCUCGUCCGUCUCGAUGUACGGUUUCCGGUGUUUCCGGUCGAAUGGCGCCACAUCGCGGAAAUUCGCCAUGGCUCUGGCGCUGUCAAGGUCCUAUUGAUCGCUUAUGGGCGAUCCGGCUCCUCUCUUGCCGGGGAACUCCUCUCAUUUUCACCUGGCUCCAGAUACUACUUCGAGCCCCUCUUCUUCGUGAAGGACAUCCAGCAGAUGAAUCGACGCAAGGACUUUAGUCAUCUGUCCCUCUACCUCCUAGAGAGUCUAUUCAAUUGCAGUCUGGAGGCUGUGGACCAGUUCCUCCUUCUCUCGCUGCGAAACCCCGGAUGGAGGUGGAAAUACUACAGUCUUCCUCCCUGCGAUGACAACGAUCAAGUCCAGGUGGCGAAAGUGAUCCGUUUCCAGCUGGACCAUGACGCUCUAGGAUGGCUGCGGUCCCGACAUGACAUCAAAGUCGUGCACUGGGUCCGGGACCCUCGCGGGAUGCUCAACUCCGUCCUUGGGGCGCCUUCAACCGACAACUUCCAGACGGAUCCCUGGCUAUUGUGCGAUCGUAUGUGGAGCGACAUCUUCGCCAUCGAUAGCCUUCCUUCCGAUCAAUGGCGAAGGGUGAGUUACGAGGAGAUGGUGUCAGACCCGAUCGAGGUUACGCGAGGUCUCUACCGUUUCCUGGGAAUUCCGUGGCCUUCAGACGGCGACAAACAAGUCCUUACCCACUUUGCACCUGAUCCACAGUCCAUGGCGUCCACGAAUGGUUAUUACAGCACGUACAGGAACGGGUCCGCUUUUGACCCUCACCACUGGAAACAGGAAAUGAACGAGGUAGAGAUCGCCCUCACUGAACGGGAGUGCGGGACUGUGAUGGAUGCACUCGGGUACCAGAGAGAGGUGGUGACUGGGCCCCUGCCUAUCGGCUGGUUCGAGGAGAGAUUCAUGGUGGUUCCAGGGAAAUCCCCUGCGGAAGGCCCGCUACCGGUCACGACUCCCGUUCCCGAUGUCUCAGGAAUGUAG
Molecule: messenger RNA, 1092 nt
Organism: Darwinula stevensoni
Lineage: Eukaryota; Metazoa; Arthropoda; Ostracoda; Podocopida; Darwinulidae
Source: the annotation of a GenBank genome assembly